This is a messenger RNA of Homarus americanus (American lobster), 5466 nucleotides long. Its product is annotated as mitogen-activated protein kinase kinase kinase 7-interacting protein 3 homolog. The record is from RefSeq and is a predicted model, not a curated record. The coding region runs from base 928 to 2754 and encodes 608 amino acids. Lineage: Eukaryota; Metazoa; Arthropoda; Malacostraca; Decapoda; Nephropidae. The transcript has 11 exons.
CUCGACCCUCCACAUUACCGUGAUUCAGUUUGUGUAUUUUGUGUUGUGUUGGGUCGCAGUUUCUGAUCGUAGUAAAAAACUAUUGGUUAUUGUUGUCUUUCAUGAAUAACUGAAGGAAGAGAAUACAUCAAAUUAUCGGUGUUGAUGAUACCUGGACAUGUUGACAACUGCUGUUGACACCUGCCGUUGACACCUGCCGUUGACACCUGCGCUCCAAAUUAGCCGCAUGAGUUGAUUGUCCUCUGUGGAAGUUGCCCCUUUUUAAGAUAAGAAAACUAAUUUGACAAUAGAAAAAAAAAUAUGUUAAAUUAAACAGUGAAAUUUAGUAAAAAUUUUAUAGUGUGAAUACCUCGUCCUGCGCCUGUGUGUUUAGUGUGGCGCCAAACAUUGUGACGCACGGAAACACUCAGAGUCGCACGUCAUAAGAAAGUGUCGACGCUCCAUUACCCUGCCUGCACUGUGUUGAUGCCAGAAACCCGGAAAAUAUUCUCCACCUAACACUGUUGAAGGAUUGUGGUGUUGACGAGGUGCGGGGAGGUGAAAGUAGCGGGUGUGUGUGUGUCUGUGUGUCUGUGUGUGUGUGUGUGUGUGUGUGUGUGUGUGUGUGUGUGUGUGUGUGUGUGUGUGUGUGUGUGUGUGUGUGUGUGGGGCGCUUGAUGACCUCUUCACCAUGAUAGCCACUCGACUUACUUAAGGAAGUUGAUGGAGAGAAGCCAACAUGCAGAUGGGUCGAAUACUAUGGUGCUGCAGCUGACAAGUUGCAGAUGUUGUCAGGAGGCCCCCUUUUCUAACAUCAGGCUGGCCUCUGUAGUUUUAAAAGUUUAAAAGUGCCAAAAUUAAAGAUAGACAUAGAACAGUAAACAAAUCAGAGUGGGCCACUGUGGAAAGGGGAGGCCAGGCCAUAUUUGUAGUGGGUUGGGCCACAGUAUGGACUCUGCGCGGCUGCCUACUGACACGCGCAACAUCCCCCACAUGCAGCUCUUCCACCAUUUGAAGCAGAAAUUCCCUGAUCUGAAGGACAAUGAUGUCAAUGAAAGUAUUCAAAAGUAUGGACUUGACCGUGAACGUUGUGAGGAGGAGUUAUCUCAGAAGACCCAAAUCCACCAUGGUGGUUACUAUGGUCCUUGGGGUCGCUCCGGCAGCGGACUAUCAUCGCCCUCAAUGUCACGAGUUACCUCACCUAUCAGAACAGGCAUACCGUCCACGCCUACCACACCUGUUCUUACUACCACAACCACUCCCACAACUCAGAUGUCGCACCACUCCACUGCAACACAUCAUGUGUUUGGGCCAUUGCAGUCCAGUGGCUACCUAGUAUACAGUUAUGGCCCUGGGCCAGUUUAUACAUCUCCCACCACUACUGCUUUAACUACCAGCCCUGUAUUUUAUCAACCUCCAAUCAAUAAUCCAGUAGGUUACGGGUGGCACCCUUCUGUCUCCAAUGGAUUUCGUGCAGCUGGUGUACAACCACCCACAAGACAGUUACAAGGGAGCUGUAGUAGACAAGAUACUCCAUAUUGCUCCCAUGAAGCUUCCAAGUCUCGAUCCAGCACACCAGUUCUACCUAACUCAGCCCCAGUUGUACCCAAUUCAUAUGACCCAUUUAUCGGUUAUGAAAACAAAGGCCCCCCAGAACGUCGUAAAAGUGCAGAAACACAUUAUGAAGGAAGAAGAGGACUUCCAUUUAAUAUGCAAGAAUUUGAACAACAGUUUGAAAGAUUGAAUGACAGUCCACAUCAUUCCCCAACUCCCCCAUUAAACAAUAUCAUAAAUUCUCCAUCUCCAACAGCAACAACUACUACAACGAUCACCACCACUACGAGCAACUGUAUAAACCCCAACAACAUCAAUGGCAGCAGUAGCAGUCGACCUCCACCAGCACUGGUACAAGAGCAGAUUGUACGCAAGCAAAAGCUUGAGGCUGAACUAGCAAAACAAAUAGAGGAGAAAGGCAGAUUAGAGACAGAGGUGGAUAUGAUGAUGCGUGAAUUAAAUGAACGAGAGCAGCAACGCAAGCAUAACGCUGACACUAACACUAUGAGAAUCGAGGAAGUACAACGGGAGAAUCAGCGAUUACAAUCUGAAUGUUAUGAAAUGGAAAAUAAAAUUUUACGCCUUGCACCAGACAUGGAACCAGAAGGAUACCCAAACAUACCCUCCACCCAACCUUACAGUGAAGUUCCUGCAGCCUCUCAACUAACUAGAGCAAGUUCUGGUUCAAGUUUGGGCAGUGGAACAGGCACACCUCAGACUCCACACACGCCCCACACACCGCACACGCCUCACACACCCCACACGCCCCACACACCUCACUUGCCUGGGGCUUACAUACCUCCUAGACCUGCCGCCCCUCCCCCACCACCACCACCAACAUCAGUCCCCAAUCAUAGUUACCAAGAAUUUCAGGGAGUGCGUGGGGAAGCAGUGGAUGAGAUUGGUCCAAAGUGGGGAUGUACCAAAUGCACCUUCAUCAAUCAUCCAGAUAUGAACAAGUGCGAGAUGUGCGACUAUCCACGCUUCACCAUAGGUACGGCUCCCUCCCAUCAUGCAGCUCUCCCCCCAAACCACCAGGGCCUAUGCUACUGUCACCGUCAUCAUACUCCAGGUUCUGUUGCAGGUUCCAUAGGGGCAGCUGCAGCUUACUCACCUCAGGGUUCCUGCUCCUCUCUUCCGCUUUCUAAUGACAAACCAAGCCUAGCUAACAUUCUAAAGGAAAAGCUAAUUGGGAUGCGUGAUCGUUCGGAUAGUGUAUGACGGGUUCUUAGCUAGUCCUUAGUCCUGUAGUGCUAUUUGAGCAUUUUUUCUAUUAACAGUACUUAAUUUUACUAAUUAAAGUCUGCUUUAUAUGAUAUGUUCCAUACAUUAGUGCACUUACUGUAUGAGGUAUAAUUUUUUUUGCCCCCGGUCAGUUGACAAAAAAGAAAAUACAACUUGUUUAGGAAGUUAUCAUAUUGUUAUAGAAAAUUAUAAGGGAAUAUUUUUAGUAGGACGGGUAUCGUCCUGGGUGUACACUUCAUUGGCCGGGGUUUUGAAUCCCCCAUCAGCGGGUUUAAGGUUGACAAGCUAGUUCAUUGUGUUUAGAACCUGUGUGUCAAGAAGUUUGAUGUGUCUAAAAAAGCCAUAAAAGUCAGAGUAAUUCUACCUCAAAUCUCAAGAAUUUUAAUCAUACACCAAAGAUUCAAGUGAUGGGGAAAUAUCUCCAAAUCAUGGGAAUUAUUGUACAUGUUUAAGGUCAGGGUUUCAUAGUUGACAUGACAGUGAAUCAUAGGCCAAUGCAGUAUAAGAAAUUAGUACAUCCAAAAAAGUGCAAAAGUCAGUGGAACAUAUUGUGUAUUACAGUCUGUCAAAUAUAUAUAUCUCAGAAUUAUGACAAUAUUUAUAUAUUGUACACAUAUAUAUACUGUAUAUAUAUUAUAUAGCAAUAAGUUAUGUUUAGAUGACUAACCACUUAAAACACUGACUGUUUGGUGAGUGUGGUUUUGAAAGGUUGGGUUUGCUUGCUUUUUCAAUGUUACAAUAACAAAGGCAUUUUGAAAUUAAACUUUCCUUCUUUUUUUUUCUUGAAGUUGCAAGGGAAAAACUCAAUGACAUGUACUACUCCCUUAUCUGGUCAUGGGUUUGCAGCUGUUUCUCUUUCAUGCUGUCUUGUCAUACUCAACACUCAUUGCCUGGUAUUGUAGUGUUGUCCUGCAUUUUGUAUCUUCUACUAACAUUAUAUACAUAGGGAAAGUUAACACCAAAAUUUAAGUUAUUUUUUGUUGUAUUUUAUAAACCUUUAGUGUUAUGUGAUAUUAUAUGAAAAGUCAUGAUUUAAUUAUGUAGGAUUAAAUUCAAUCAAAAUUUUAGUUUUGUUACUAUUAACAUUGGAUUAUUUCUGAUAUUGAUGAGAUGAAAUGGAAUUCAUUAUAAAGCCUGUUUGGUAAGAUGAUUCACAUACCUGGAGAGAAUAAGGAGACAAUAUAGGUGAGUUCCAGUGUUUACUAAUAAUGAUUAUCAUUGAAAUAAACAUUGCUCAAUUGCCAAUUAUGUGCAAUAGUGUACUAUGAAGUGGUUUUCAUAUGCCUUAAACAUUUGGUUAAUUACAUUAAUGUUUUCCCCACAUAUGCAUUUCCAUAUUAGACCACGGUAUGAGUAACACAUUCAAAAACUCAUUAUAUCUCUCUAAGAUUACCAAUUUAUGUUCACAUAGUACUGCCAUUAUUCUAGCUCCUUCCUUAUUACCUUUUACUUUUCUGGUAAUGGUUUUUAGAGCUAUGCUUAGUGUCUUCCUUCUUGGGACAAUUGCAAAUGAUUUUUGCUUCAUUUAUGUGACAGCCAAAUCUGAUAACAUGUUUUCCAAUGAAUAAUAUUGUUGGUGGGUUAUUGAUUUUGAAGGUAUGGAGAUGAUUGCCACAAUUGGUUAGGACACAAAAUCCCUCUUCCCCCCCAUAUUCAGAGAGUAUUACUUUAAGUAACCAUUCCCUUGCUUAAGAAAUGUUUUAUAGUGGUAGAUCUUAUAAUGAUGAAAUGACAUUACAGCAAUAGAAUUACAGAAUCAUCUUUCCAGGAAGAUUUGGGCAAAUUAUUCCUCUUAAUAUUUCCUCUGUGGACACUGAACCACUUGCCUAUUGAACUUUUAUUUUGUACCAGAAUUAGCAUCACCUUUAAGGUUCAGGGAUGAAGAAUGAGAUCAUCAAAAGUAAAAUCAAGAAGUUGAUACUGUAAAUUGUGUAUUUGGGUGGAGCAGUCUUGGAAAAUGGGAGACCAGAGGUAGAGAUGAGAAGAAUACGUAUGGGCUAUAAAAUGGAAGAGGGUGGUAAGAGUUAUGGAGGAUGGGAAGAUCAGAUUAAUUCUGGAGGGGAAUGUGUUCAGCAGUUGAUUCCACCCCACCUCAAUGGAAUAGACUAGAUAUGAUCGAGCAACAGCAGCAGUGGCUGCAGGUACAGUAUAUGAGAACUGGAUGAGAAUGGUAGCAGGAGUGAAGAGACAGGAUAGAAGAUAGAAUGAGUUAUGAGGGGGAGAGUGGAGUGGUAAGGUCUUUUGACAUAUAAGCUAAUGAGGUUAUACUGAGGUGGAUAGAUCAUGUACAGUGAUUUGAGGAGGGAAAGCUGGUGAGAAUAAGUGAAUGGAGGGAUAGUUAUAGAAGAGAGGAAAGCCUAGAUAAGAGAUAGGAGGAAUGUGUUAGGAAGUACUUGUAAGGCUUGCAUUUCAUUUCUUUAAAUUGCAGAUGAUCCUAUAUUCAACAAACAAAUGCUUUUCAGAGCUGGUAUAAAAUAAGUCUGUUAAAUGCAUAGUGAAUGCUGUGGUACCAUCUGUUUGUAAUUAGAGCAGUUCAUUAAAUUUAUCUGAAAGUCGUUUAAGGACAUUUUAAGUUUUGUGCAUCCAUGUGCUCUGGGAAGUUUGAGACACCUCCAACAUUGCCUUUAGUUGGUUUCAGAAUUUGUAUGAAAAUAUACUGCUAGAGUACAAUAAACCUGUGGAUUAAGA